AUGUCGCUGGGGCGAAAUCCAGACCUUUCAACCCCCACGAGUGAGAGCACGAGGUUGUUUCUGGUCUCACCCGUGACACUGCGACCCAUGACCAGCCAUGCUCGAAUCGAAGGCGGUGCCUUGUACACGACAGGCGAGCGUGAAGUCGCGGAUCUGCGACCGAUCUCGCGGAAAAGUUUCCUGCCUCAAUUGCCCACCAAGACUGGCGAUGGACUAGCGACUCUGACGGAAGAAAACUCUGAUAGCGACACUUACAGACAAAAGAUGUGGGCGGGUCAGGCCAACAUCUUGGUGACCGUGCGCUUACGUCCGCUCCUGAGUCAUGACCGAGAUCGCAUGGAGAUUGUGAAAGUUCUGGGGAAUAAAGAGAUCGUCGUCCUGACACGCAGCUCGGAGUCGAUACCAAUUGCGAAUUCCUCAGCGAGACGCCACUCGUUGCACUCGCAUCGAAAACCACGACACACGUCUGCUUUUCCUGCAAUUGCAAAUGGAACACGCAGACGGGAGAAACGCUAUGCGUUCGAUUAUGUGUUUUCUGCGAAUGAUGGUCAGCAAAAAGUUUAUCAGCAAACCACAAAAUUCUUGAUACAUGGUGUGCUAAAUGGGUUCAAUGCAACUGUAUUUGCCUAUGGUUGCACGGGAGCUGGAAAGACAUUUACAAUGCUUGGCACAAAAGAGGAGCCCGGCAUCAUGGCAAGAACAUUGGAGGAUUUAUUCCGAAAUAUUGAACGCGUGCACGCAGACCCCGCUGGACGUGUGCGAUACCGAGUGACAGUCUCGUUUUUAGAGGUUUACAACGAGAAUAUUUGCGACCUGCUGUCUGCCAGUUCGUCUUGCUCAUCCACACCGUCAAUGCCAUCGUCUGAGUUUCUAGAUUUGCGUGAAGAUCCUAUUCGAGGAUCUGUUGUUGCAGGAUUGUCGGAAGUGGAAGCAAAUGAUGCGCAGGAUGUGAUGAAACUACUGCGUAGAGGCAACAAGUACCGGUCCCAGGAGAACACGGCAGCUAACUCGGUCUCUUCGCGAUCACACGCAGUACUUCAGGUGAAAUUUGGGAAGUUAUCGUUAGUGGAUUUAGCAGGAAGUGAGAGAGCUGCAGUGACGCAAAACCGGGGCCAGAGGUUACUUGAAGGAGCGAAUAUCAAUCGCUCGUUGCUGGCUCUGGGAAAUUGUAUUAAUGCUCUUGGAGAGAAAGGGGCGACAUUUGUGCCGUAUCGAGAUAGCAAGCUGACGAGGCUUCUGAAAGAUUCAUUGGGUGGAAAUUGUCGAACAGUGAUGAUUGCCAACGUGAGUCUCGCAGCAUCAAGUGUGGAGGAAACACUGAACACUCUUAAAUAUGCCAACAGAGCCAAGAACAUCAAAACGACUCUGAGAAGGAACGUCGAGUCCGAACAGAUGUCACGCAACCAGAACAACCUCGUGGCGAACCUUCAAAAAGAAAUAGCCACAUUGAAAAAAGAACUUCUUCGGCAACAAGAAACUAGUCGACAAUGUCCAUUAGAGGAGCGAUGUUGGCUCGCCAAUACAUUACAGAAUGUUUUCAAGAGCGUCGGAGAUUACGUCACGCAUUGCUGA
This is a messenger RNA of Phytophthora infestans T30-4, 1572 nucleotides long. RefSeq names its product kinesin-like protein. The record is from RefSeq and is a predicted model, not a curated record. Bases 1 to 1572 code for a protein of 523 amino acids. Gene Ontology annotation, biological process: microtubule-based movement. Lineage: Eukaryota; Oomycota; Peronosporomycetes; Peronosporales; Peronosporaceae. The transcript has 3 exons. Gene Ontology annotation, molecular function: microtubule binding; ATP binding; microtubule motor activity.